Messenger RNA from Scaptodrosophila lebanonensis, 859 nucleotides. RefSeq names its product serine protease 1-like. The transcript has a single exon. The record is from RefSeq and is a predicted model, not a curated record. Bases 9 to 806 code for a protein of 265 amino acids. Gene Ontology annotation, biological process: proteolysis. NCBI's taxonomy places the organism in Eukaryota, Metazoa, Arthropoda, Insecta, Diptera, Drosophilidae. Gene Ontology annotation, molecular function: serine-type endopeptidase activity.
UUCGCAACAUGAAGGUGUUUAUAACAUUUUUGGCGCUUGCCAUCGCAUCAGCUGCGGCGGUCGAGGAAAUCGUCCGUCCAAAGGAUUUGCCGAAGAUCACUGGCAAUAAGAUCGAAGGCCGCAUUACUAAUGGGUACCCGGCAUAUGAGGGCAAGGCGCCCUACACGGUCGGUUUGGGCUUCAGCAAGAAUGGUGCCGGAUGGUGGUGUGGUGGUUCCAUAAUUGGCAAUACCUGGGUUCUAACCGCAUCUCACUGCACAGCCGAUGCUGAAUCCGUAACUGUCUAUUUUGGCGCUACGUGGCGCACCCAAGCCCAAUACACUCACUGGGUUAGCAGAACCAAUUUUAUUAGCCACUCCAGUGCCGACAUCGCCCUCAUCCGUAUUCCCCAUGUGGACUUCUGGUCUAUGGUCAAUAAGGUUGAGUUGCCCAGCUACAACGAUCGUUACAACAACUAUGAGAGCUGGUGGGCCGUCGCCUGCGGCUGGGGUGGCACCUACGAUGGCAGCCCCUUGCCCGAUUGGCUUCAGUGCGUCGAUCUUCAGAUCAUCAGCAAUUCGGAAUGUAGACAGACAUAUGGCUCUGGCACUGUCACUGACUCUGUUAUAUGUGUGCGGGUUCAAGACGGCAAGGGCACCUGCCAGGGCGAUUCUGGCGGUCCAUUGGUUACACACGACGGUAACAAAUUGGUGGGUGUUACCUCAUUCGUUGCUGCUGCCGGCUGCCAAGCUGGUUUGCCUGCUGGAUUCGCUCGCGUCACCAGCCAUUUGGAUUGGAUUCGCGAUAAUACUGGCAUUUCUUACUAAAAUUGAAUUUGUAUCCGAAGUUAUUCAAAUAAAAAUGAGUUCUAUAUAAAAGA